Messenger RNA from Erythranthe guttata (spotted monkey flower), 1548 nucleotides. Its product is annotated as xyloglucan 6-xylosyltransferase 2. Gene Ontology annotation, cellular component: endosome; membrane; trans-Golgi network. Gene Ontology annotation, molecular function: hexosyltransferase activity; UDP-xylosyltransferase activity; xyloglucan 6-xylosyltransferase activity. NCBI's taxonomy places the organism in Eukaryota, Viridiplantae, Streptophyta, Magnoliopsida, Lamiales, Phrymaceae. The record is from RefSeq and is a predicted model, not a curated record. Gene Ontology annotation, biological process: xyloglucan biosynthetic process.
UGUAAAUCGCCAUGCUAGGUCGGCUGCUGAGCCCGCGCCGCUCCCGCCAAUUCCACCGCCUCGCGAGCAACGGCAAGAUAACCCUCCUCUGCCUCUUCCUCACCGUCGUUACGCUCCGCGAAGAUCUCGGCGCCGGAAAAUCCGGCACGCCGGAGAAGGAUCUCGACGAGAUCCGCGAUACCUCUUCCUACAUCCGCCGCCGCGCCGAGCCCCGCCGGGUUUUGGAAGACGUUCCGGUGACCACUCAAGGGCGGCGGAGCAAGGAUACCUACGUAAGCGGGAGCAAUAGCUACGCCGAUUUCGACAUAACUAAGAUUCUGAAGGACGACGACGAUGGUGUCGAUGAAUUUCAACGGGAUCCAUCUCAGCCGUACAGCCUCGGCCCGAAGAUAUCGAAUUGGGAUUCUCAGAGAAGCCAAUGGCUAAAAAAGAACCCUAAUUCCCCAAAUUUCAUCGCCGAGAACAAACCUAGGGUUCUUCUAGUCACCGGCUCCUCCCCUAAACCCUGCGAGAAUCCGGUGGGUGAUCAUUACUUGCUGAAAUCAAUCAAGAACAAAAUCGACUACUGCAGGCUCCACGGAAUCGAGAUUUUCUACAACAUGGCUUUACUCGACGCCGAAAUGGCCGGAUUUUGGGCGAAACUGCCGUUGAUUAGGAAGCUUCUAUUGUCACAUCCGGAGGUGGAGUUUUUGUGGUGGAUGGAUAGUGACGCAAUGUUCACCGACAUGGCUUUUGAGGUGCCGUGGGAGAGGUACAAAGACCACAACUUUGUGAUGCAUGGGUGGAACCACAUGGUAUACGAACACAAAAACUGGAUCGGUUUAAACACAGGUAGUUUCUUGCUAAGGAAUUGUCAAUGGUCUUUGGAUAUUCUCGACACGUGGGCCCCAAUGGGGCCCAAGGGGAAGAUCAGGGAGGAAGCAGGGGAGAUUCUUACUCGAGAGCUCAAAGAUCGGCCGGUUUUCGAAGCGGACGAUCAGUCGGCGAUGGUGUAUAUAUUGGCGACGCAGAAGGAGAAAUGGGGGGAUAAGGUUUAUCUCGAGAAUUGGUAUUUCUUGCACGGUUAUUGGGGGAUUUUGGUGGAUAAAUUCGAGGAGAUGAUUGAGAAUUAUCAUCCGGGGCUCGGCGACCAUAGGUGGCCUCUGGUGACUCACUUUGUCGGGUGCAAGCCUUGUGGGAAAUUUAAAGAUUAUUAUUCAGUUGAGAAGUGCUUGAAGCAGAUGGAUCGUGCGUUUAAUUUCGGGGAUAAUCAGAUUCUGCAAAUGUAUGGAUUCACUCAUAAGUCGUUGGAGAGUAAGAGAGUGAAAAGAGUGAGGAACGAGACGAGUAAUCCUCGUGAAGUGAGAGACGAGCUUGGGUUGCUUCACCCUGCGUUUAAAGCUGCGAAGAUGUAAAUCGGACCGGGCAUCGUUUGGCUGCCGAGAUUGGAGCGCCAAGAUAAGAUAACCCAAUUGUGUAAAUGGACUAUAGCUCGUCUUUUCCGCAAUUCGCAGACGACCCGAAAGUUAUUGGACUGACCAAACAUCGACUAAGGUCUAAAUAUUUAUU